AUGCCGCCACAUCCGGACGAAGAGUUCUUCUUCGACCUCCAGCUGGAGAAAAAAGGCGAGCUAGAGGCCGUCCACGCUUUUGCAAGGUGCUUGACUGGCGUGGAUGAUAUGUCCAAGGAAGUUUUCUAUGAAAUUACGCGGACAAGUGGAGGCUUCCAGGCUUCUCUGCGUAUUCCCGCCUGGAGCAGCGAGCCCUACGAGGGAGAGGUGAUGCCGAAUGAGAAGCGGGCAAAGAAGUCUGCAGCCCACAGCUUCAAGACAGAUCCAAAAGUGCUGGAGCGGUCACGCAGAUUCCCCAAAGGGGCGAAGCGCUUGUCGGAUAUGACAUAUCUUGAGGCAUGCAGCAAGAAGAGCCGUGUGAGCACAAGCCUCUGA
Molecule: messenger RNA, 375 nt
Organism: Symbiodinium sp. CCMP2592
Lineage: Eukaryota; Dinophyceae; Suessiales; Symbiodiniaceae
Source: the annotation of a GenBank genome assembly